This is a messenger RNA of Protopolystoma xenopodis, 309 nucleotides long. The record is from the annotation of a GenBank genome assembly. NCBI's taxonomy places the organism in Eukaryota, Metazoa, Platyhelminthes, Monogenea, Polystomatidea, Polystomatidae.
GUUCCUCCCAGCUACGAAUUUCGCAUCCGUCUUGGGGAUUCAGUGACAAUUCCUAACUGCGGGAUCCCCUGCGACAGCUAUUACUUUAGUGACCCUGCGUCGCGUCGGUUUGCGCGCCUCUGGAUAGGCCUUUGGAGCUGUCUUUGUGCUGCAUCUACUCUUUUCACUGUACUUACUUUCCUUAUUGACACUGCACGCUUCCAGUAUCCGGAGCGACCAAUCAUCUUUCUCUCUGCUUGUUACUUUGUCGUGGCUAUCACUUAUAUUGCUGGUUUCAUACUCAACGAUAAUCUUCAUUUUUCAUCUUAA